UUUUUUUUUUUUUUUCGGAGCUGGGGACCGAACCCAGGGCCUUGCGGUUGCUAGGCAAGCACUCUACCACUGAGCUAAAUCCCCAACCCCAAGAUGCAGUUUGAAAUAAAUCUUAGUUUCUCUGUGUGGUUACUUGGGACUAUGCUAAGGUAAAGAAAUAUAGCUGCCAUAUUAAUUCCCUGAUAACACUUACAUUAAAGUAAUUUAUUUUACCGUGAAGUUUUCUCCCUGAUAGCUUGUACUGGAUGCUCUAUGCUGGCUGCCUGGUGAGAAAUGUCAACAACAGUAUUUCCUAUCUAGCUGUGAACCCUGAAAGCUACAAUGAAAAUAUCUAGCAAGAUAUAUCUGUGGGUGGGUACUACAGUGGCACAAAGGUUAUGGGUAUAACCAACUGCUCUCUGAUUGGAUUUAAGGCCCAGUCCACAGGAGAAAACACAUAAACAUCUAAAUUUAUUGCAUAUACUAUAAAUAUUGCAAAGAAACCAUGGCUGGGGUGCUCAUAGGCCAUGCAGGCGAACCUACUACUAUCAUAUCAAUAGCGAACUGCUCUCUGAAUUCAUGUCUGUAGAUUACUGCAGCUCUUAGACCGCAAAAGAGAAGCUUCUUCGUGCAGUGGAUAGUAGUUAACACAGAAACUCACAAUUGGUCAAAGUGCAGAGGGUAAGUAUCUGAGGAGUGCUCAGGCAUAAAUGGGGCAUCUGUGUCAUAUCCCCUCCUCAUCAAAGCUCAGGGAAUAUCUAAACAGAGGGAGCAGAAAGAUUUUAAGAGUCAGAGAUCAGGAAGGGCGAGGCAAAACAGUUUCUUCUGGACACUGCAGCAGCUAUGUUUGCCUGCACAAGAUCUACAUAAGACCAAGCCACUAAACAUUCCAGCUCAGAGCAGGGAAGGGUUAUCAAGCCUCCAACCCUAGCCGAGGACCUAUUAGAGAAUUUAUACCUUUCUUGGGAGGAAGAGUCAAUGUUUGUUAAGGUUUGUUUUAGUUCAACUGUGCUCUAGGGGAUGCCCCCCACACCUGUGCAUAUAUGGGCAGCACAAAUAGAAACUCAUUGAGUUUUUAUUUUUAUUUUCCAAGAGAAAAGGAAGCUGGGAGGUGGGGAGUGGAUCUGGAGAAGUUAGGGAGAAGGGCAGAGUGAAAUACAUUGUGAGCAUGGACUUCUCAACAAAUUUAAAAAUUUUUUAUUUAAAAAAAGAAAAAGUGUGGGGCCUUACUAAGACUCCAAAUGUUGACCUCUGGCCUUCACAGCACAUGCACUCAUGCACUCACACAUGCCACGAAUGUGCCCGUGCCCACACACAAUUUAGAUCCUAGGGUGUUGAGAAGAUGUGUACCUUCAGGCAUUUUCUCCCUGUGAUGAUGAUCCCUUGGCUUUCUGAACUGCGUUGCUCAAAGGACAUCAUUUACAAGGUUUAGCAUUUAAGUAAAGUUGACAAAUUAAAUCUAUAUGAGCUGGUUUUCCCCGAGUCCUUAUCUUGAAACAAUUUUGCUUGUAAACAGAAUUUCUAGGUGGUUUUCUGAGGGAGUUUAUAUAGACACAGACCUCUAAACCAGCUUGAUUUAUUUUUAACUUCUUGCUUUGAGAAGUCUUUAGGAAGACCAGUAUUAGGCUAUUUCAGGGUUAUCAGUUGUGAUAAAGUUUUAAACUCCAGUCAGAUUCCAGCGACUGGCUUCUUUUCCCGCCCCUGUCUCAAUUUUUCUGUCUUGACUCAGUGCACAGAUGUGAAGCUCGAAUUGUAAGGCGAGCAGUUUGGGUUUGCUGUUCAGAAACCGUCUACCAGAGAAGGCACACGAAGCCUGAGCGAGAUAAUGACUUCAACUUUUAGUUUUCAGCACAGGACAAGGAUGGAGAUCCCUUUUGGCUCCUGCCUCUACAGCUGUUUGGCACUGCUUGUCUUGCUGCCCUCCCUGAGCCUAGCACAAUAUGAGAGCUGGCCCUACCAGCUCCAAUAUCCCGAGUACUUCCAGCAGCCGCCUCCCGAGCACCACCAGCAUCAGGUGCCCUCCGACGUGGUGAAGAUCCAGGUCCGCCUGGCGGGCCAGAAGAGGAAACAUAAUGAAGGCCGUGUGGAGGUCUAUUACGAAGGCCAGUGGGGCACUGUGUGCGAUGAUGAUUUCUCUAUCCAUGCUGCCCAUGUUGUCUGCCGGGAAGUGGGCUAUGUGGAGGCCAAGUCCUGGACUGCCAGCUCCUCCUACGGCCCAGGCGAAGGCCCCAUCUGGUUGGACAACAUCUACUGCACAGGCAAAGAGUCAACCCUGGCAGCUUGCUCCUCUAAUGGCUGGGGUGUCACUGAUUGCAAGCACACUGAAGAUGUUGGUGUGGUGUGCAGUGAAAAAAGAAUUCCAGGCUUCAAAUUUGACAAUUCAUUGAUCAACCAAAUAGAGAGCCUAAAUAUACAGGUGGAAGACAUCCGGAUUCGACCCAUCCUGUCUGCCUUCCGCCAUCGCAAGCCUGUGACAGAGGGCUACGUGGAGGUAAAGGAGGGCAAGGCCUGGAAGCAGAUCUGUGACAAGCACUGGACAGCCAAGAAUUCCCACGUGGUCUGUGGCAUGUUUGGCUUCCCAGCAGAGAAGACUUACAACCCCAAAGCCUACAAAACCUUUGCCUCAAGGAGGAAGCUGCGCUACUGGAAGUUUUCUAUGAACUGCACGGGAACUGAAGCACACAUCUCCAGCUGUAAGCUGGGCCCUCCCAUGUUCCGGGACCCUGUGAAGAAUGCCACCUGUGAGAACGGGCAGCCAGCUGUGGUCAGUUGUGUGCCUAGCCAGAUCUUCAGCCCUGAUGGACCCUCAAGGUUCCGGAAAGCCUAUAAGCCGGAGCAACCCUUGGUGCGACUGAGAGGUGGAGCCCAGGUCGGGGAGGGCCGCGUGGAGGUGCUCAAGAAUGGAGAAUGGGGUACCGUCUGCGAUGACAAGUGGGACCUGGUGUCUGCCAGCGUGGUCUGCAGGGAGCUGGGCUUCGGCACAGCUAAAGAGGCUGUCACAGGCUCCAGGCUGGGGCAAGGGAUUGGGCCCAUCCACCUCAACGAGGUCCAGUGCACAGGGACAGAGAAGUCCAUCAUAGACUGCAAGCUCAACACAGAGUCGCAGGGCUGCAACCACGAGGAAGACGCCGGAGUGCGAUGCAACAUCCCCAUCAUGGGCUUCCAGAAAAAGGUGCGCCUGAAUGGAGGCCGCAAUCCCUAUGAGGGUCGAGUGGAGGUACUAACAGAGAGAAAUGGGUCCCUCGUGUGGGGGAAUGUAUGUGGCCAGAACUGGGGCAUUGUGGAAGCCAUGGUGGUCUGCCGGCAGCUAGGAUUGGGCUUUGCCAGCAACGCCUUCCAGGAAACCUGGUACUGGCAUGGAAAUAUCUUCGCCAACAAAGUGAUCAUGAGUGGAGUGAAGUGCUCAGGAACGGAGUUAUCCCUGGCACACUGCCGCCAUGACGAGGAGGUGGUCUGCCCCGAGGGUGGGGUGCAGUAUGGUGCUGGAGUCGCCUGCUCAGAAACUGCACCUGACCUGGUACUUAACGCCGAGAUUGUACAACAGACCGCCUAUCUGGAGGACAGGCCCAUGGCCUUGCUGCAGUGUGCCAUGGAGGAAAACUGCCUCUCAGCCUCCGCUGUGCACACCGAUCCCACCAGAGGCCACCGUCGCCUUCUACGCUUCUCUUCCCAGAUCCACAACAAUGGCCAAUCUGACUUCCGCCCCAAGAAUGGCCGCCAUGCAUGGAUUUGGCAUGACUGCCACAGGCACUACCACAGCAUGGAAGUAUUCACUUACUAUGACCUCCUGAGCCUCAACGGCACCAAGGUGGCUGAGGGCCACAAGGCCAGCUUCUGCUUGGAGGACACUGAGUGUGAGGGAGACAUUCAGAAGAGUUACGAGUGUGCCAACUUCGGAGAACAAGGCAUCACCAUGGGCUGCUGGGACAUGUAUCGUCAUGACAUUGACUGCCAGUGGAUAGACAUCACCGAUGUGCCCCCUGGAGACUACCUGUUUCAGGUUGUCAUUAACCCCAACUAUGAGGUGCCAGAAUCAGAUUUCUCUAACAACAUCAUGAAGUGCAGGAGCCGCUAUGAUGGCUACCGCAUCUGGAUGUACAAUUGUCACGUAGGUGGAGCCUUCAGUGAGGAGACAGAACAGAAGUUCGAACACUUCAGUGGACUCCUAAAUAAUCAGCUCUCUGUGCAGUAAAGACGACUCUGGGCCAGGCAUGAUGGCUCAUGCCUGUAAUCCCCGCACUCAGGCAGGAGGAUUGCCACAAGAUUUUCACUCUGGACACUAGACCAAGCUUCAGUCUCAAAAGAAGGAAAAGAAAAGAAGGAAGGAAGGAAGGGAGGAAGGAAGGAAGGAAAAGAAAGGAAAGAAAAAUGACUUAUGACUUAAUGGUCACUUACUGACCCCUGGUGGGAAUACCGAUUGCCACCUCCUUGCUAGCCAGAUCCAGCUGAGAAGAAAGGUGCUCAUUCAUUCCCUUAGGGGCAGGGCUCUGGCACAUAGCUAUCCAAACUUGAUGACAAGCUUUGAGCAGCUUACCCUAUCCAAGCUUUGGUAUAUCCCAAGUGUGACAUCACCAUGCUCUGCAUAGAUGGGCCAUUUUCUUCUGGGAACACGGCAGGUAUGAACUCAACAACUGCAGAGGUGGUCAAGCUGAAUUCCAUUCUUCCCCUUCUUAGGUCAUUUCUGGAAAACUUGAAUAUUGAGACCUCUGUACUAAGGUGUGUUGUUUUUUUUUUUUUCCUUCUCAUCAUACAAACUGCUUGGCAGAAUCAACUUGAGUAGGGAAGGCUUUAUGUGAGCUUGUGGUUUGAGGAACCAAUCCGUAGUGGCAAAGAAGGCAUUGUGGCAGGAGCAUGAGGUGUCUGGUUCUGAAACUCACUGUAUAGCUGAGGAUGGCCUGGACCCUCUGAGCCUCCUGCUUCCAUCUCCAGCGUGCUGGGGAUCAAACCCAGGACUUCACACAUGUAAGGCAAUGUGCUCUAUAUCAGUUGUAGCUGUUUUCUGAGUACUCACCUUUCUUGGCUGCUUUAAACGUGUACACGUUCUUUGCCUUAGCCAUCUGCACAUUCUCCUGUAUCCCUCUGUUCCACUUGCUCAGUUUUACUGUGGGCCUGAGUAAGAGCAAUGAACAGAAGCACAGCAUGCCCGAAUGCUAUCCUGUCUUAAAACCUCCUACGCCAAGCAAAUUAGUUCAUCACUCUUGAGUUAAGACUCACUCAGAACACAGGCAGGAUGCAGCUGACUUCUAGCUCAGUUCCAGAUAGACAGAUAGUCCUUGAUUUCCACUAAAACCUCAGGUACCAGGCCUCCACUGUCCCACAUUCCUCUUGGCAUACUGGUCUUCCAAACUCCCACCAGAAUAACCCGUUCAGCUCUGUUCUCGGUGACCACACUUCUCACCUCAGAGAUUAGUAACAAUGAUCAGUCACAGUUCUAAUCUUCUGUAUUAUACUUGACAAAAGUGGCUUAAGGAAAGGCUACUUUUGGCUUACAGUUCAAAAGUCCAGUCCAUCACAGUGGGAAAGGCAUGGUGGCGGGGGCAGCUGGUCAUGUUACAUCCACAGUCAGGAAGCGGGAUGAGUGCGGGUGCUCCGUUGCUUUUACCUUUAUAUUCAGCCUAUAACCCCAGUCCGUGGAAUGGUGCUACUGGUGUCUAGGGUGGGCCUUCCCUCUUCCCUGUUAAACCUCUUCUGGAGGCACCCUCAAAGACCCACCCAGGGGUGUUUCCAUAGUGGUUCUAAAUGCCAUCUGGGUGAUAAUCAAGGUUAUCUAUAACAACCUCUUCCAGUUAAAGCAACGUCUGUAUUCUAUGCAAUUAUAGCCACAACUUAAAGUACAACAGCAAGGCCUAUAUCCCAAGGCUCCAAGGGAUGACUGCAGACUUGGAUGGUUCUGAGACAGGAUAGGAAGAAACAUCAUGGGGGGACAUGCAGGGGGCCCUUCACCUCAGAGUCUGGUUGAAGCUUUUGCCAGCUGAGAAUCCCAACACAGAUAACAUUGUGAAUGGUGCUAAUAUUCAUUUUGUAUAUUUAUAUACAAUUAUAGACAUACAAGUAUAGAUUAUUUCAAGUAAGAAUGUUAAAGCAGCAAGGAGUUAUGCUUAAGGCCAAAAUAUAAAUGCCCUUUUUCCUUUCCUGGCUAUAAACAUACAGUUUCCUACAACUUUGCCAGAAAACUCAUUUACAGUCAAAGGCAUAUCUCAAGACUCCUAUGCUACACUUAUGACCCAUGGUUUCAUUUUAUCAGGGCACAGUCCUAUCCAAGGCACCUCUGGAGCCACCUUUUACUCUUACUAUCAAAAAGGGGAAGAGAUUAGGGGUGGGACUUAGAAACCAAUCAAGCAAUACCAAAGGCUUCAGAACUCCUGUGUACAACUAAUUGUUAAGACACUUAAGGACGGUUUUCCUUUGAGAAGCCCACACCUCAGCUCUCAGGUGUGCCUUACUCUUUCCCUGAGCACCUCUUACUCCUGUAACUUAAAUUUAUAUUUAAAAUAUUUUAAAUAAACAUUUAACUCUGCUUCA
This is a messenger RNA of Rattus norvegicus (Norway rat), 6501 nucleotides long. The record is from RefSeq and is a predicted model, not a curated record. NCBI's taxonomy places the organism in Eukaryota, Metazoa, Chordata, Mammalia, Rodentia, Muridae.